AUCAUGAAGCAGCUGCCGCAGGAGGCGAAGCGCUUUGCCAUGAUUGAUAAGGCAUGGCAGAAGAUCAUGAAUAAAGCAAAUGAGAUGCCAAACGUCCUGGAAUUCUGCUAUGAGAACGAAUUACUUCAGAACUUGCCGAAUUUAAAGGAACAACUUGACGAAUGUCAACGUAAACUCUCUUUGUAUCUUGAGCAGAAGCGAAAUUUGUUUCCAAGAUUUUACUUUGUGUCCGACACGGUAUUGCUGGAGAUUUUGUCUCAGGCAAGUGAUCCACAGUCCAUUCAGCCACACCUGGCGUCCAUCUUUGACGGUCUUGCGUCCGUGCGCUUUGAGCGCAUAAAGCCAAAGGAGGCGGGAGCGCAGCCGUACUUUCAAAUUGUUGAGAUGAUCUCCGGAGAGGGCGAGUCGCUCAUGAUGCGGGAACCCACGCCGUGUGUUGGCAACGUUGAGGAUUGGCUGAAUCGCCUGUGUGCUGGAAUGACCGCCACGGUGCGGGAAGUGGUGAAGGCAAGCGUCACGGAACUCAGCACGCUUCUUGGCAACACAAACUACCUUGGCAGCAUCAUUGAACGCUACCCGGCGCAGGUUUCACUCCUAAUGCUUCAAUUUUUUUGGACCGCCGAUGUGACAGAGUGCAUCACGAAGGGUGUCAUGCGUGCACGUGGGAAGGAAUCCGCCUCCUCACGCGCCAAGUGCGACUCGGUGAAGAAUUAUCUUGUCAACUUGACGACGUCAGCAGAGUUGGAACGACAACCAAAACGCAUGCGUACCAAUGUGGAGACGCUUAUUACGAUUCAAGUUCAUCAGCAAGAGGUGUUCAUUGACCUUCAAAAAGCCUCCAUCAAGGAACUCACACACUUUGAUUGGUUAAAACAGGCUCGCUUCUACUACAAACCAGAGCGAAACCUUACCAUUAUUUCUAUUGCCGACUCAGACACGGAGUACUGUAACGAAUACCUGGGCGUUAAGGAACGUCUUGUCAUUACACCUCUGACAGAUCGUUGCUAUAUCACCCUGUCUCAGGCUCUUGCAAUGUACAUGGGUGGGGCCCCCGCUGGACCGGCUGGUACCGGAAAAACGGAGACGACAAAAGAUCUUGCCCGUACUUACGGUAAAUUUUGCGUCGUGUUUAACUGCUCUGACCAGUUGGAUCGUCAUGCAAUGGGAAAAAUUAUCCGUGGUCUGUCCCAGGCAAAUGCAUGGGGAUGCUUUGAUGAGUUCAAUCGUAUCGAUCUCCCUGUAUUAUCUGUCGUGGCACAGCAAGUGAGUUGCGUCCUGCAGGCACUGAAGCAGCACAAGGAGAAAUUUAUUUUUAUUGAUGGUCAGGUGACGGACCUCAUGCCUGGCGUUGGCUUCUUCAUCACGAUGAACCCAGGUUACGCCGGGCGACAAGAGUUGCCGGAAAACCUCAAGAUUCUUUUUCGUGGCGUGACAAUGAUGAUUCCGGACCGCCAAACAAUUAUGAAGGUGAAACUUG
Messenger RNA from Trypanosoma cruzi, 1477 nucleotides. RefSeq names its product dynein heavy chain, putative. Gene Ontology annotation, molecular function: ATP binding. NCBI's taxonomy places the organism in Eukaryota, Euglenozoa, Kinetoplastea, Trypanosomatida, Trypanosomatidae. The transcript has a single exon. The record is from RefSeq and is a predicted model, not a curated record. The annotation marks the transcript as partial.